This is a messenger RNA of Spodoptera frugiperda (fall armyworm), 1104 nucleotides long. RefSeq lists its product as uncharacterized. NCBI's taxonomy places the organism in Eukaryota, Metazoa, Arthropoda, Insecta, Lepidoptera, Noctuidae. The record is from RefSeq and is a predicted model, not a curated record. Bases 146 to 1042 code for a protein of 298 amino acids. The transcript has 5 exons.
UUUGUGGCAUUUGUCUUUAGGUUAGUCUUUGAUUUAGUGACUAUAGUCAGUAUUUUCCAACAAAGAAAAAUUAACUACCUAUCUACAAGAAAUAUAAAAUACAUGAAAAUAGAGUUGAAAACCGAAUGACACUAGAUUUAUAGUAAUGAGUUGCCUGUGCAGAUUUAGCGUGCCAUUGGUCAUAAUCAUAGCUGUAAUAAGUUAUUUAGAGUGCACAAACAAUGUGUUCCAAAAAAUGGAUAAGAAAUACUACCUGGUCUCCGAGGCUUACAACAUGGCGAAGAACCUGUUCAACCAGGGCCGAGCCAAUUACAUCAGUUUGAAGAGCAAGUCUCUAAGAACCAUCGACACCUUCCUCGACCUGGUCUACAUCAUGAACGAUGAGAUGUCCAAGGAGCUGAGGAGUGCGGUUCUCAAGUUCUACAAAGUGAAAUACCUACAUGAUUUCACCAAUUAUAUUAUUAGCAUGGAAGAGAUGAUAGAAGUAAUAGAGCACUGCCUGAUAGACCCGAUGGAGAAGUUGGAUCAGAUCAGGACGCAGUUCCAAGACGUCAUCAAGAACUUCCAGGAUGUGAGGAACUUCGACUCUGUGAACAAGUGCCACAAGGAGCUGCCGGACGAGGUCGCUGCUGCGCACUGCUUACUGCAUCAGGCCGUACUCUUUAACGAAACGAUGCAAGAAAGUUUAGUGACAAUUGUGGAAAUCAAGACGAGACAACAUGCUCAAGACAUGAAUACGUCUUUGUACAACGUCCAAACGUGCAUCAACAACUUCGUACCGAAGUUCUUCGAGCAACUAAUGCUUGAUGCUUACACUGAAAGAUGCGGCUACCUCCGAGUAGUCAACGCAUCCAUAGCAGACCUAAUAAAAGAUAAAUGGAGAGGCAACGAGACCGUAUUCCCGGAGAAAUGGAGCCCCCUAGUGCGGUUAUUAAAAGAAAAAACAAAGCAACCCGUCAGUGCUUUAGAAGAACCGUUACAUUUGACUCUUUUUGCAGCGAAUCUAUCAUCUCAAGAUAUUGUCAGAACUUUAUAUAAAUAAACAAUUUAAAAGUUAGUAAUUACUGUUAAUAGUUUUCUGAAAUAUACCUUAUUUCAUACAAA